UGCAGAUUUGACUCAUCAAAAGUGUAUGUGUGUUGACUGAAUAAUUGACUAAUUUCAACAGCAAUUGGAGACUCGCUUAUUUACUAGCUAAACAUCUGGGCGCUCAGUUUGAUGAGUUCGCACCGCUUGUGGACGGACAUGCAAGUAUAAGCACAUGUUACUCUUUACCGAAAAGGUAGCGCCUUUGAGGGUGGUGGCCGUCGACUUUGUCAUUUAAGAGUUACUCGCAAGUUGUGUAUGUGUAUAAAUGUUUUUUAGCUAAGUCAGAGUAGCUCAGGUGGAAAAUGAAAAGAUAUAAAUUGACCUGAACGCUGGGAAAAACAAUCAAAAACACUUCAACUUCAAAGCUCGCGGUACGCUUAGCUCAUCGAGUCUCGCUCGUGCAUAUAUAUAUAUAUAUAUAUAUAGUAGACGUUGUAAACUGUGAACUUGAAUUGUCUGUAUUAACUGCAGAGACCUGCGAAUAUUUCCAUUGUUCAACGUGUGUCGUAAAAAACGUUGUUGUUCUAAGUGCUUUUUGCUGCUGUAAUUCUAAUUCAACUGUUGAAAACGAAAGUGUUUUUGGUGUAUUCAUUCAACAACGGUUGGUUGAACGUAACGCUUGUGCGGCUGUGUGUGUGUGCGUUGACUUUUUGUGGGCGGAAAAGUUUGUAAAACAUCUAAAAGCGGCAAACAGCAGUUUAAACCACAUACUUACAUAGUGUUUGGCGAAAUGUGUUCGAGCGUUAAGUUGGCAGUUGCGUUGCUAUGCGUGGGUGUCCUGGCGGGACUUUCAGCGGAGGAAAGUACAAAUGCUGAAAGCACGAAUGCAGCAGUUCAACAAGAUCUAACCACUUCGGGCACUUCAGCGAAAUUGUUCAACUUGGGCAGUUUAUUUGGUCAGAGUCCCGGCUACGGUUACGGUAAUGGAUAUGGCUAUGGUUAUGGCAACAACUACUACCCCAGCGCCAAUGGACCGUCAACAUAUUAUCCUUACAGGAACAACUAUUACCCCACCACCAGCACAUACCCCAGCAACUACUACCCGAGGAAUUAUUAUCCAAGCAACGGCGGCUGGAGUGGCAGCAAUUACCCCAACUACGCCUCUAAUGGUGGCUAUUACCCCAGCGCUGGAGGCUAUGGCUAUAAUUAUGGCAGCACCACUGGCACGGGUGGCUACUACCCCAGCACGGGCACCAAUAUUUUAGGCGGAAAUGGCGGUUAUGGCGGCUAUGGAGGUAAUGGCGGUCUGCCUGAGUACUAUGGCUAUUAUAACCCACAAUACACUGGUCAGCGCAAUCGUGGUUACGGUUAUUAUGCCAAUACCGAUCGCUAUGGCUUGCCACGCUAUGAUGGCGGCUAUAACGAUCGCCCUUAUGGUGGGCGUGGCGGUUAUGGCACUUAUCGUGGCUACGAUUGAUGUGGACUGUGUGUGUGUGUGUGUCAUGAUUUGAAUUCUGUUUUUGUUUUUUAAUGUUUUCUAUGUGUUUUGCUUUAUUGCUGUUGUUGGCUUAGUAAUGCUCUCGAAAUGCGAUAAUAAACUUACUUCUCGCUUGUAAA
Messenger RNA from Bactrocera latifrons, 1539 nucleotides. RefSeq names its product prisilkin-39. NCBI's taxonomy places the organism in Eukaryota, Metazoa, Arthropoda, Insecta, Diptera, Tephritidae. The record is from RefSeq and is a predicted model, not a curated record. The coding region runs from base 713 to 1399 and encodes 228 amino acids. The transcript is spliced from 3 exons.